AUAGUGCCGAUAGAUUGUUGAAUUGACGUCUGCAUUUUUUGCGUGAAUGGCGUUCCAUAGUCGCCGGGAGCUCACUUUCGAUGUUCACUCUUCGACGGCAAAACGUCAAAUGACUGACGUGCGUGCGCAUCUUUUGACGUAUCACGUGAUACCCUUCCAACCACCACUGGGAAAUCCCCGAAAAACAUUUAAUUUGGAUCCGCCAUUUUAAGGUGAGUGAAAGAAAGGAUUACCACUGCAUAAGAUCAUUGGGAUAAAUAUUUGGCCAGAUCUGGAUAUUGAGGAUAAAGUAUUGGUUCGUUUUGUGUUUGAAAAGCACCAUAUGAAAAAACAGAACCCGUCUGUUUAAAAAUAAGUAAAAGUUAUUAGGUAUUUACACGCAAGCACAGCUGUACCCAUUUACUUUCUUAGAACAUUUGGGAUAUUCUUGUAACAGGACAAGUGAUGAACAUUAAGGUCCCUUGUUGAAGGGGGUUACCAUAGCGACAGUAACCUUCCAUACCCACCUGGUUAUUCGGCUAUGUUGGAUAUAUACAAGAAAAUUGUCAUCAUUCUUCCCUGCCUAGCUUGCCUACAAGGCAUCAAGACCUGUGAUCCAGGUCAAGAACCUGAUGGCAAUGGCGGUUGUAAAGAAUGUGCACCUGGUCUUUUUAAUCCUAAUCACAAUCCUGUGGAUUCCACACUUGCCUACUGUAUAGCAUGGACCAAAUGUAAUGAAAAAGGCCAGUAUAUAUUAAAAGAAGGGAGUGCUCAAGAGGUAAGUAAGUUAUCAUCAAGUGUCAAGCCUGGUGCAGGCAUAGAGGAUCAGGGUCCAGUUUACUCUAUUGUCAGUCAGUUGGAUGUGGAUGUGUUGUUGUACAGUUGUUGAUUUGUUGCAAAGGCAUUAAGGCUAUCAAUAUAUGAUGUUCUUUGUCUUCAUCUGCUUGUUCUUCCUUCAAUUUUCCCACAGAGUACUAGUAACAGUGUUUCUGUUCCAUCUUUUCUGAUGAUAUGGCUUAGAGAUUUCGUUUGUCCUUUUCUGAUUGUUUUCAUCAGUGAGCGUUGUAGGUGAUUGAUUAUAUGUCAUGUGAGUUUACUGUGGAUUGUCUAAAAACUGUAGAAUUUUAUACAUUUUGCCUAUAAAAGAGAGAAUUAUGAUUAGUAUGCUAAGUACUAGAGUACUGAUUAUUAUGCUAAGGACUGAAAAGUGAUGCAAAUUACACCUUUUCUGUACAAAGAGAGGGAUUUUUUUUUCUUUUACAUGAUUUUCAUGUCAAGUAGGGUAAAUGUAAUAGCAGUUCAGCCAAAGUCUUCUUUUCACAUUUUUCUCCCAAACUACAAUGAUCUGUUGGCAACUGACAGGUGUUAACAAUACCUUAUGGCAGUGGGUAGAUAGUAUCUCUAGUUUAAAUUUGAACCAGUAUAUUUUGAAGGAAUUUUCUAACCUUCGAUAACUUUCAUUAAAUUACUGCAUGUCUGACAGGUGUCAUAUAUUAAAUGUCAAUAACACUACAUCAGAUAGCAGGAUUUGCUGGCCCAGUGGUAAUGUCCUUGGCUGCCAAACACUGUUCUGUUUUGUUCUUUUAUUUAUUUAUUUAUUUAUUUAUUUAUUUAUUUAUUUAUUUAUUUAUUAAAUAGUGUAUACUGAUCUGUUAUCAUGGUUCAGUAAUUGAUGUGAUGGGUAUCAGCUAG
Molecule: messenger RNA, 1671 nt
Organism: Lingula anatina
Lineage: Eukaryota; Metazoa; Brachiopoda; Lingulata; Lingulida; Lingulidae
Biological process (GO): signal transduction
Molecular function (GO): protein binding
Source: RefSeq, a predicted model, not a curated record